Ilex paraguariensis (yerba mate) is the source of this 2607-nucleotide messenger RNA. NCBI's taxonomy places the organism in Eukaryota, Viridiplantae, Streptophyta, Magnoliopsida, Aquifoliales, Aquifoliaceae. The record is from the annotation of a GenBank genome assembly.
AUGGCAGAAGGUGUAGUGAUGGACGCGGUGGUUCAGGUUCUUGUUAGAGAUGUGGCUGAUGCUGUCUAUGUUCAUGGCCAGUGUGUUUUUGGAUUUCAAACUCAGUUUGAGGCUAUGAGAAAUGAACUUACUCUCAUGCGGGCAUUCCUCACUGACACGGAGAAGAUCAAACGGAAGUAUGAAAUUCUUAAGCCAAUAUUGGUUGAUCUGAGAAAAUUAGUAUAUGAAGCUGAUGACUUGAUGAUGGAUUGCAUAAUUCGAACGAAGUACUGGAAGAGCAAAGGGACCUUCUCUUGCUACCAUCUAUCUCCUCGUGAACUGUUCUUCCGUUAUCAAACAGGAAAGAAGUUGACCUACAUUAACAAGCGAAUUGUGCAAAUGAAAGGGACUUUGAGAUCCUAUCUUCCAGCAGUUGAUCGCAGCAGUGAAGGGAGUAGCAGCAAAAGACGGUUUAAUUUACCGGUUUUCAACCAAUCUGAUGUAGUUGGGUUAACAGAAGAUGUUAGAACUAUCAAAGGGUGGAUUCUCCCUCACAAGGAGGAAUUACAUCGCAUUGGUACUGUGGGGAUGGGGGGCUUGGGCAAAACUACAAUUGCCCAAAAGAUCUUCAAGGAUAAACAGGUAAUUGCUAGCUUUGAGGAGAGGAUUUGGGUGACUGUAUCUCAAAAUGUUGACGAGGAUGAAAUCGUGAGAAGUAUCUUGGAUGAUUUGAAGGUAAAUGAUAGAUCCGGUAACUUGCUGCACAAAAUGUCUGAAGUGCUUACCAGGAAAGCUUACCUAAUUUUCAUGGAUGAUGUAUGGAAAAUUGCUGCCUGGUGGGAAAAUAUCUCCAGUGGACUUCCAAAGACAAAGGAGCACAGCAGUUGCAUCAUAAUUACAUCAAGAAAUGAGUAUGUCUUGAAAAGAAUGGGAGUUGUGGAAGAAAGAGUUCAUCGACCCAAGCUUCUAAGUGAAGAAGAGGGUUGGUCAUUAUUCUGUAAAGUUGCUUUCUUGUCUAGCAAAGCGAAUUCUGAGUUAGAAGAAACAGGGAAGAACAUUGUGAAAAAGUGUGGCGGCCUUCCGCUAGCUAUCAAGACAAUUGGAGGUUUGCUAUCAUCAAAAAGUCAGAUUUUAAAUGAGUGGAACCGGAUUUAUGAAAAUUUUCAUGCAAAACUAGAAGAAGAAAGCAAUAGUUCAGAAGCAGAAAGCGACAGAACAACUGUUAUGGCUUCUUUGAAGCUAAGCUACGAUGAGCUUCCUACUGAUCUACAGCAUUGUAUCCUUUGCUUGUCAAUAUAUGCGGAAGACUAUGAAAUAAGGGCUGAGCAAUUUGUUCGCUGGUGGGUGGGGGAAGGUUUUGUCCGAGACAAAGGCACGGAAACUGCAAGAGAUGUAGCUUAUUGUUACCUGUCCGAAUUGAUCAGCACAUGCUUGACUGAAGUUGUUCAACGAAGGAAUUAUGAUGGAAGAGUCUAUAAUUGCAAAAUCCAUGAUAUGGUUCGGGAUUUGAUAAUUAAAAUUGCCAGGGAAGAGGAUUUCAGCAGCUUUGACAAAGGAAAUAGGCAGGUACCUACUGUAGAUACUCGCCGGUUAGGAGUCACAGGUGAAAUGAAUCUCCAUGCCCUUGAAGGAAACUCAAAGUUAAGGGCAUUAUUAUGGGAUCUAUGGCGUUGGAUCACUUCCCAGAAACGCCUAGCUUACUUAAACCUUCGCAAUGCAGCAAAAUUGGUUGAACUGCCAGACUCAAUUGGAAAGCUAUGGGGCCUACAGAUUUUGAUCCUUGGUGAAUGCAAGAACCUAGAAAAGGUAUCUGUAUUAAUAGCAAAUCUUUCAGAACUAACGGUUUUGGAUGUUGGGAAUUGUCCAUUGCUCCAGUGCCUGCCCCAGGGACUUUCUAGACUUUCCAAUCUUCAAGAGCUGUAUGGAUUCAAAAUAGCCAGUUCAACAGACACAAAUGGCUGUCACCUUGGUGAGCUUAAGGAUCUACCCAACCUUCGGGUGUUGCAGGUAGACAUAAAGGAAGAAAGCAUAAUCAAGGAUGAGGAAGUGACAGUGUUAGCACAACUUAAUCACCUAAGGGUGUUGUCAAUCAAUGCUGGGGACUCUGAGGACAAGGACAUCCUAAGAAAGCUUGAUAUGCUUUGCCUUCCAACCUGUCUUGAAGAGCUGUAUUUGCGGCAUUACUUUGGAGAAAGUACACCACAAUGGAUGAACCCCACUUCACUCCCUCAACUUCAAUAUCUGUGUAUUGAAGACUCCAGGGUACUCGGCCACAUAAACAGUGAUUUCUGGGGCAAGGAAGGCAAGACUUGGAAAAUAGUAGGGUUGUGCUUGAAGUUUUUGCCAAAACUGCAGGUGGAGUGGUCAAUGGUGCGGAGGGGGAUGCCUUCACUGAGGUUCGUGGAGGUCAGUCACUGUAACUCGUUGAAGUCAUUCCCUUUCAAUGUCGAGGGUCUAGGAAUUUGGAGGAGAGUGGAGAAAGAUAAAGUGGAAGAGGAAAAGGAAGAGAUCAAAGAGGAAGAGAAAAAGGAAGAGACCAAGGAGGAAGAUAAAAAGGAAGAGAUCAAGGAGGAAGAGAAAAAGGAAGAGAUCAAAGAUGAAGAAAUCAAAGUGGAAGACAAGUGCUGA